Molecule: messenger RNA, 1204 nt
Organism: Aspergillus homomorphus CBS 101889
Lineage: Eukaryota; Fungi; Ascomycota; Eurotiomycetes; Eurotiales; Aspergillaceae
Exons: 2
Coding region: 15-1094 (359 amino acids)
Source: RefSeq, a predicted model, not a curated record
CUCAAUUGCCCAUAAUGUCUAGGAGGGACGAAGGAAAACGACAGAAAUCAGAAUACCGGUCGAACCAGACAGAUCCCACCCAGCGACGCCCCUCCUUCGAACCCAAGCAGCCGUUCCCACCUCUCCCCGCAGACGAUUUCGCGACCAAUACCCUUGAGAUACAGACCAACACAUAUGCCGAAGACGUCGAUAAUCAAGAACUGCCAUCGCCUCUGCAUGCAGAUAUAGAAGCUGAAGAUGACGCAGACUUUCAGUCACAGUAUUCCUUAGGCGAUCAAUCUUUCUCGGACGCAUCCACGGACUCGGAGCAAUCGCCGGAUGAUGGCAUCUCAAUGCAUCACCCAUUCCGGCAGUCAUCCAGCUCACUUCAUGGCCUCAAUGCAUUUGCGCCUCCAUUCUAUAACCGCCCUCCGACGCCACUGCCGCCAUCCCCCUCGCUGACUUCUCUCCUCCGCCCUCCCUUCUCGACUACUACUUCGCGACCGACAACCCCCGACAGCUCGGAUGUGGAAACGCCCAACGACACGGAGGCUGCCGUCGCAAAGUCAGCGCGACGGGCAACAACGGUCCCACGCGCGAGCCCUAAGGUCCCGACGUAUGAAUAUUAUGGUUUCGUGUUAUAUCUCGCUUCCUCAUUGGCGUUUUUGAUCUACAUACUCUGGUCCUACCUCCCUUCCCCUUUCCUCCACCAACUCGGUAUAUACUACUACCCGAAUCGAUGGUGGUCGCUGGCCUUCCCCUCCUGGCUAGUUAUGUCUAUCAUUUACAUUUACGUCGCGCUGGCGUCAUACAACACCGGCUAUCUCACGUUGCCGAUGAAUAGCAUGGAGAAUAUCGUGGACGAGGUGGCUAAUGUAGCCGUCAUCGAUGGUAAAGGCCGACGACGACCCGGUGGCGGGGCCAAGAUGAAGCCUGGGGCGACCUCGUACCAGACUAUGGGGCCGCACAACCGCAGGGUCAAUUGGAAAGAGAUCUGGAGUGAAGGUACAGAUGCUGUGCUGGACGUUCCCGUGGGCGGUGUCUGUGAGGUGUUAUAUGGCCAGGAGAGGGAUGAUGACGAGUUAUGCGAGGAAGUGGUUGAUUGUUAUUCCUGAAACCUACGGCAUAAUAUGCCGAGAGUUGAUUGAAGGGUUGGAAUGUGCCAGUUCUACCUCACCUGUCGCGGAAGGCCCAUCUCUUGGCUCUUAUCGCGGGGUCUUUCGUU